AUGCGUUCAUUCUGUACGAUAUGUACGACUAGUGUACGAGUGCCAUAUAGAAAGGGUCUAUAUCGAAACAUCGGUAAACUCACUCCACUCCGACAAAAUCUGAGCUCAGCACGCGAGUCUGAACUGAAGGCACUGACAACAAAGAGUGACGAAACACAGAAAAAUUUAUCUACACUAAAUCCCGACCAUCGAGAGUUAGGCAUACAGCAGGAGCUGUUUACCACAUCAAAAUUUUGUCCUGGAACCCCCAUAUUUCUUCCAAAUGGUACAAAAAUAUUUAACAAGCUAAUAGAAUAUCUUCGAUCUCAAUAUGAAGUUUUCGGUUUCCAAGAAGUGUUGACUCCUACAAUUUUCAAAAAAUCCUUGUGGGAAACCUCAGGUCACUGGGACAACUAUGCCGAGGACAUGUAUGCAGUGACCGGACGACGUACGUUGAGUGCCCAAGACGGGGAAUCAGAAGUUCAAGAUGAGCCAUACGGACUCAAGCCCAUGAAUUGUCCUUGUCACUGCUUAAUAUUUGCAUCAAAGGGGCGUAGUUAUCGGGACCUGCCUUUGCGAUAUGCAGAUUUUAGUUCUCUACAUCGAAAUGAAGUCGCGGGUGCAUUAAGCGGACUAACAAGAGUAAAACGAUUCCACCAGGAUGAUGGGCACAUAUUUUGUCGACCCUCUCAAAUCAAGGGCGAAAUUCGUCGAACACUAGAUUUUGUCAAGUUAACUUACGAAGUUCUUGGACUAGGACCAUACCGACUUGUGUUGUCCACUCGACCGUCUGGCGGCUUUAUUGGCACUGAGGAGGAAUGGGACAAUGCAGAGUUAGCUCUAAAGGAAUCACUGGACGCAAGUGGGUUAGACUGGAAAGUUAACGAAGGCGAUGGCGCUUUUUACGGGCCCAAAAUUGACAUUGUACUUCAAAGUUCGGCUGAUAAGAAGGAACACCAAACCGCAACUAUCCAACUAGACUUUCAAUUGCCUAAAAGGUUUGGCUUACGCUAUCAGGCGCCAGCUCCCGAUGUCGAGAAAAAGGGACUUGUCUGUACCGACUCAUCACUCUUGAGCGUAGAAGGACCUGUUACUCCGGUGUUAAUCCAUCGGGCAGUGCUUGGAUCUGUGGAAAGAAUAAUGGCACUUCUUAUCGAACAUUAUAAUGGGCACUGGCCCUUUUGGCUUAACCCAAAUCAGGCAGCUAUUAUUACGGUAAAUGAUUCUGCAGAAACCUUGGAAUAUGCUGGUGAAGUUAGUAGAGCUCUGCAGGGACUUGGAAAAAUAGACUCGGAUCAAGCAAGUAGGCAAUCUGAAAGGGGCAUUCCUAGGGACUUGGCAUCUAUCUCUAUUGAAGUUUUUGAUAAGCCAAUUGGAGUCAACCACAAGAUUGCUGCAGCUAAGAGGCAGAGAUACGGUAUUAUUGUGCUGAUAGGUCCCAAAGAAGUUCAGUCAGGAACGAUUUCUGUAGAUCUUUCAGGUAUUCCCAUUAGGAAUCGAUAUACAGACAAGAUACUACAAAUGAUUUCCACCAAGGCAAAUCAGUACGUCCCCGGCCAAGACAUGAAAUGGGAAUUGAUCCUGUCACUGGUCUUGCUGGAUAUCGAAGAAACCUUGAUGGCUGCUAGUGAUCGUAGUUAG
Messenger RNA from Blumeria graminis f. sp. triticale, 1620 nucleotides. The record is from the annotation of a GenBank genome assembly. Lineage: Eukaryota; Fungi; Ascomycota; Leotiomycetes; Helotiales; Erysiphaceae.